AUGUGUAACAAUCACCAAUCUAAUCAAAUGAAACUGGAACAAUUAAAUACUACUACUGCUACUACUACCACCCCUCCCCCUCCUCCUCCUCCUCCUCCUCCUCCUCCUACUACUACUACUACUACUACUACUAGUACUACUAGUACUACUAGUACUACUAGUACUAAUAGUACUAAUAGUACUAAUAGUAGUAGUGAUGGUAGUAAUAAUAGUAAGCGGUGGAUUUUGGUUUAA
This is a messenger RNA of Schistosoma curassoni, 234 nucleotides long. Lineage: Eukaryota; Metazoa; Platyhelminthes; Trematoda; Strigeidida; Schistosomatidae. The record is from the annotation of a GenBank genome assembly.